Thalassophryne amazonica is the source of this 2604-nucleotide messenger RNA. Its product is annotated as ras-related protein Rab-18-B. The transcript is spliced from 7 exons. NCBI's taxonomy places the organism in Eukaryota, Metazoa, Chordata, Actinopteri, Batrachoidiformes, Batrachoididae. Bases 124 to 741 code for a protein of 205 amino acids. The record is from RefSeq and is a predicted model, not a curated record. Gene Ontology annotation, molecular function: GTP binding; GTPase activity.
GUUACGUCACCUUUAGCAUGUUGUGUUUUUCUGCCGCUGCUAGCUGUAUCCUCUUCGGUAAAAACAAGUGAAAUUUGUUCGAACGCGUCCUAAAAUUCAAGUAAAAGUAGCUCCGGCUAGAAUAUGGAUGAGGAUGUGCUGACGACGCUGAAAGUGUUGAUAAUAGGCGAAAGUGGCGUGGGGAAGUCGAGUCUCCUGCUGAGGUUUACAGAUGAUACUUUUGAUCCAGACCAGCCAGCAACAAUAGGUGUGGAUUUCAAGGUGAAGACUGUCGCCAUAGAUGGGAACAAAGCAAAACUUGCCAUAUGGGACACAGCUGGACAAGAAAGGUUUCGCACGUUGACACCCAGCUACUACCGCGGCGCACAGGGAGUGAUUCUCGUGUAUGAUGUCACAAAGCGGGACACUUUUACAAAGCUUGACAAUUGGUUGAAUGAACUGGAGACCUACACAACACGUAACGAUAUUGUCAAAAUGCUGGUUGGGAACAAAAUUGAUAAGGACAACCAUGAAGUGGAUAGGAAUGAGGGCCUGAAAUUUGCCAGGAAGCACUCCAUGCUUUUUAUCGAGGCCAGUGCAAAGACCAAAGAUGGUGUCCAGUGUGCUUUUGAAGAGCUUGUGGAGAAGAUUCUGCAGACUCCAGGGCUGUGGCAGAGUGAGAACCAGGGACAGAGAGUCCGUCUGGGGGAUCAGGAGCAGCACAGAGGCAGAGCGUGUGGAGGGUACUGUUCCAUACCCUGAAACGGGAUCAGACCAGUCUGAUAGGAAUGACUACAAACCAGAAACGGAGAAUGUGAAAAUGUCAAUGAGUGCCUUUUUAAAAGUAUCUCAUUGUUGGAUGGGUUUGGCUGACGGAAUUGACUUUGCUGUUUGCACACUUUUAAACCAUGAUUUGUCACAUGGCACUACUCCAUCUUCCAAAUAAUAUAGCUUCACGCAGAAACGUCUUAACAUCUUUUAAAUUGUAACCAGGCCAGGUGUACGUUAGGAGAGCACACGUCUGGUUUAAAUUUAUCUUGGUUCUGUUGUAUAUUAAGGCAUUAGGUGAAUGUAGCCACGUGCCGAUAACAUAACACGAAGUAAUUUGUAGGGUUAGAGGACAUAAUAUGUAUUCAGUAUAAUCAGUAUAGAAGCCUCAGCAAUCUUUCCAGGAAAAAGCCAGUUUAGUUUGUGUACUUCAGCAGCUGUGUCUGUCUCCACUGUACAGCUGGAAACAUAUCAUCUGUAUAACAUGCUGCAAGGCACGCAUGUUUUCAAGCUGUGUGAAAUACCUCAUUACUGGUCUGACCUGAGCUUUCUUUAUGCACCAGAACACUGUGAAAGCUCCUUAAGAAGAUAUUUUACAAUAGGCACCAGGCAUAUUUCACUGUUAGAUUCAUUUAAUGGUGUUUUCUGACCUUCAGGUGUUAGCAUUUUACGCUUGAAAGUCGCUUUGAAAUUUAGGUCAAAAGAUGCUUUCUGGAAUGGAUGGUUUGUUUUCGUCUUUCCAUGGUAACACAAAGGACUAUUUUGUCUUCUUUCUUGUAGGAUUUUCAUCAGCCUUGUUGUUUUUUUGUUUUUAUUCUGGUGGGUCGGGGUUUACAGUAUUUACAGCUUUUGAAAUAAAAUUCUGGUGCAUUUUCUUUGCCUUGCCUGUGUAUCUAUUUUGGUGACAGUGCCUCUCAGAUCACAAUGUGAUUAAAGCUACAGUGUGUAGGAUUUAGUGCCAUCUUGUGGUGAGGUUGCAGAUUGCAUUAUGUCAUCAUCACUGGUCACAUUUUGGUGAUAAAUUGUGAUAAGCAAUAUGUGUGAGCCUCUAUUUUACAAACUUGAGGGUUCUCAAACCUGUUAGCCUCAACUAGCAACUAAUGUGCAGAUGGUUAUAAAUGCAGUAAUCCUUUUCUGAUAAUAAACACCCCCAAAAUCCUACACAGUGUAGCUUCAAACUUUUAUUUUUCCCCAGACAAAUUUUUCAUAUCUUCUUUUUUCCAUCCUUGUGGUGAGGGCUUUCACAAUCUAAAAACAAAAACUUUGAAAGAUUAACAUAUUAGGACAGUGAAAAAUAACUUGGCAUGAAUUCUGGAAAGCUCACAGGAGUAUAGAACCUGACACAGGUUUGUCAGUGUUGUUAGUUCAUAAAUCCAAGCUGAUAAAUUUAAAAAAGGUGAAGCCCUCACGGCCUGUGUUAUUAUAAAUUAUUGAUAUAUUAUUGAUCUUUGCUGUGUUGUUCGGCUUUUUCUGUAUUGAAGUGGUCCAGAUGGUGUCCUGUAUGUGUACUGAAAGACGUUUCUCACACAAUCAAAGCAAACAUUCCAGAAAGCUUUGUUUCCAUCAUGGACAUGGUGGAUAGUAACUUCAGUACAGUAUGGGUUUGUUGUAAGAUUUCUUUGUUUAAAGUCUGGAAAAAACCCCACUGUAGUUUGCUGCCAUUCCUUUGUUUAUUCUUGUGCUUUUUAUCAUGGUGGUGGGUGGGGGGUGUGUGUGUUGUGAAUCUGCUUAUAUCAUGUCCAGCAGACGUUUAAAUUGACAUUUGCCUUAACAACGAAUGGCAUUUGCUAGCGUUACGGUCCAGUUCCAUUUGUAUUGUUUCAAAAUGAAAUAAAUGACAACCUCCAGAUAACAUUA